AGGGUGGGGUCGUCAAGCGCCGGCGGAAGUGACGCACUUGUUGCUGCGGUGACGAGCUUGUCUUGGUGGUCGUUCGAUCUCGUUCAUUUCGUUUCGCUUUUUAGCACAAUCAUGUCCGGCGGUGGCGGAGAGUUUGGAAACCCCUUACGCAAGUUUAAGCUCGUCUUCCUUGGUGAACAGAGCGUUGGAAAGACAUCGCUGAUAACUAGGUUUAUGUAUGACAGCUUCGACAAUACUUAUCAGGCAACAAUUGGAAUUGAUUUUCUGUCAAAAACAAUGUAUUUGGAAGAUCGGACGGUUCGACUGCAGCUCUGGGAUACAGCCGGCCAGGAGCGAUUCCGCAGUCUGAUUCCCAGCUACAUCCGUGACUCCACUAUUGCUGUUGUAGUCUAUGAUAUUACAAAUUUGAACUCUUUCCAACAGACUUCAAAGUGGAUUGAUGAUGUACGGACAGAAAGGGGAAGUGAUGUCAUCAUUAUGUUAGUUGGAAAUAAAACUGAUUUGGCAGAUAAAAGGCAGGUUUCCAUGGAAGAAGGUGAGAGGAAAGCCAGGGAGCUAAACGUAAUGUACAUUGAAACCAGUGCUAAAGCAGGAUAUAAUGUCAAGCAGCUUUUCCGGCGUGUAGCUGCUGCACUUCCUGGUAUGGACAAUGCACCUGAAAAGAGCAAAGAAGACAUGAUUGACAUCAAACUGGAGAAACCACCUGAACCGCCAAUCAACGAGGGUGGUUGCUCCUGCUAAUGCUGGCACAAUCAAACUGUUCCUUAUUAGCCAGCAUCACCAAUUGCAUUACAGUCAUUGACUAGCCACCUUGCUCCCUCUUAAUGGUGUGCUGGCUCGGUAAUGUGUGAACGUGCUGCUACCGAGGUGUCAAACACACCAGGAGCUUCAUUCAGAAAAUUCAAUUUCAUUUCCUUCAGCUGCAUGGUUUAUUUAAGAUCUGAGAUCGAGUUUGAUUUUGUUAUGUUAUGUAUUGCACUCUUAACACUGAGCGAUGCAGUCCUCUACAUUGUACAGAAAUGUGUGCACGAUGUAAAAUGUUUGUGUGAAUAUGCAAAGAUGUUGCUGUAUCAGAUUUUCAAAAAAGGAAAAAUUGUCUGUGAUGAAGUCCUGAUAUGAGUAUGAGCUGAGGUGCUGAUGUUGGUUUGACCACAGAGAAUGCUUUUAUGAUGGUAGUAGAGUAUCAGAGCAACAUGUGUUCCACAAGACUCUUGGUAUCUAAUUGAUCUAGAAUGCUGCCUUGGGUGAUUUGUAAUAUAUUGGAGCAGCCUUCCAACAAUCCAUUGGCAUAGCAGUCUUAAUUUUUCUAUCAUUGAGCAAAGAUGCAAUGCAGGAUUAAUUAUUUGACAUCUUCUGAAUAUAUCUCAUGCUUUAUCAUAUGUGCACAAGCAUAUGGAGCUCAAGUGCAGACGAGGAAUGCAGUGGUCUUUGAAGUAAUUAAAGAUUUUCCUCUGAUUAGCCACUCAGUCUUCCUUCCAAAGAAGGCAGUGAUUAUGGCUUUAGGUACUCUUCAAAUAACUAAGAAAAAUUAUGCUUUAUAAAUUAAUUUUGUGACAUGUGAUGAAAUGGUUAAACAAUAGAGAAUUUUUUUUUAUUACUAUUUCCUUAAGUUACUUGGUCGAUAUCAAAAUAGAGGAUUCUUUUCAAAUAGCCCCAAUAGAUUUAAUUUACAAAAUUAAUCAGCGAUUUUGUAUUCUAAACGAAUAUUUGUUUCAUAGGCAGUUUUCAUAAAAAGUGUUAAAUAUGUAGUAAUGUUUAUGAUUUUGCUGAGAAAGGAUAUUUGAGAAUUUUAUUUGUUGAUGAAAAUAUCCAAGUGAUCACGGUGUUUGAUUAUAAUUUUCUGUAUUGAGCCACAAUGCUCUGAGACUAAAUGGAGUCUUUCUGAAUAGCCUUGCUGUAGUUGAAAGGAUGUUUUAAUGCAAGAUCAGUGAUAAAAUAGAAUAAAUAUUACUUGAAAUAACAGCUUUGUACACCGCUUAGUUUGUGAAUUAACAGUUUACUAGUAAACAUUCUCCAGGUGAGUUACAAUUUAUAGUUAUGUAUAGAUUCUGCACAGCUUCUGUACUAAAGGCGUAAUGUGUACCUGUUUAGAUUUAGGAGGGGCUAAUAUUGAUAUUUCAUGAGAUUUGUCCUUUAGUAAGUUCAGUUUUACAGCAAAGUAUUUAUGUGAAUGCCUCAAUUUUGGAAUCCUUUUAGUGGAUUAUGUGAAUUCUUAAAUGUAUUUGCUAUGGACAAUAUUUUGAUGUAAUUACUGUUUUCAACUAAUCAUAGCUUUUGGCUUACUCCCCCUAUAAGACUGUGUGUGAUGCACACUUGAGCCGCCCAUGUUCCUUCCAGUAUAAAUAUUCUUUAUGGGAUGCUGUGCAUAAGGUCACCUCAAAUUGAUAUAAUGUUAGUGCUAAUUUAGCAUUUUCUAUCAUAGUCCUACCAGAGGUGCAGAUUAAACAGAUUCUGACCAAUGCUCUUUCUUCAUUCUAGCUGCUAUUUAUUUAAGCCAAAGGGGAAAAUAUUAAAAUGUAAUGGUUGAUUUUAACUCAUUGGUCGACUUGAAAUUAACCUAGUUCUGGUAAAUAUUUUUAUACCUGUAACUAGAGAGUAUGAUAUCAUUGUCCCCUUAAAUAAUUAGAGAUUUUUGGUUCCAGAAAUCCUCCAUUUCUAUUUAGAAAUUAACUGGCAUAGAAUAAAAUGUUAAUAAAAAGCUGGAUAAAUGAAAUGAGCCAUAAAUAAUUGAUGUAGGAUUCUGGAUGUAGCAUUCUAUGCUCAAACAUUGUUACAGGAUAUAGGAUAUUUGAAAAUGAUCACAGCAUCACUAAAGUACAGUGAUUCACUGUGUCUCGUUUGAAAUUUGCAUCUUUAAUCACACUUAAAUGAGCAAUACGCCCUUAUUUGGAAGGAUAGGAACACAGUUAAUGGGUUGAUUUUGUCACUCAGUGAAUACUCCAUUUGAACUUUACCAUGUCUAAUCAGCUUCAUUCGAUGGUGAAGGUUUGUAAGGAUGAAGUUGCAACUGUUAUACAAAAUGCAGUUUUCCUAUAUGUCAUGACAACGAUUGUUGGUAUUCUAAUGCAAUCUGUGGAGGCCAGUGAUGAAGGAUAUUCUGUUGAAUAAUUUGAAAACAGCCAAAAAGAAUGGAAAAUAUCUGCAGGCAAAGUACCUGAGCAUCCUCCACCAGUUAUGUAUUUUUUGAAUAUUUAGAACAAUUGUCUUUUUGUUGUAAAUACUUAACAAUUAUAAUGUUCUCAUGUCUGUGUAUGCAUUUGCCAGUUUAAAAUCUUUGGAAAGGCAGUAAGACACUAACCCACUCUUCUUUAAUGAAGUUUAUGCCCUUAUCACUUAGAUUAGUUCAGCCUGUGUACCUGUGUCUGAAGUCUUGCAAAGAUAAAUGUCAUGUCAUUCAAAUAGUUCAUUGACACCAACUAUGUAAUAAAGAAGCUACUUAUGUCUUCAUAUUUCCUGUAAUAAGUGAUCUCAUUACAGCUAGUUAUUAGAUUAUUUGUAUUAAGGUUGUAAAGUAACAUCCUUGUAUCACACAAUAAAAUGAGCCAUUUCACCCCUGGU
Hypanus sabinus (Atlantic stingray) is the source of this 3558-nucleotide messenger RNA. RefSeq names its product RAB41, member RAS oncogene family (gene rab41). NCBI's taxonomy places the organism in Eukaryota, Metazoa, Chordata, Chondrichthyes, Myliobatiformes, Dasyatidae. The record is from RefSeq and is a predicted model, not a curated record. Bases 112 to 741 code for a protein of 209 amino acids. The transcript has 8 exons. Gene Ontology annotation, molecular function: GTPase activity; GTP binding.